Molecule: messenger RNA, 2310 nt
Organism: Kalmanozyma brasiliensis GHG001
Lineage: Eukaryota; Fungi; Basidiomycota; Ustilaginomycetes; Ustilaginales
Product: Zinc finger, RING-type
Exons: 1
Coding region: 1-2310 (769 amino acids)
Biological process (GO): Ras protein signal transduction; protein ubiquitination
Cellular component (GO): cytoplasm
Molecular function (GO): ubiquitin protein ligase activity; zinc ion binding
Source: RefSeq, a predicted model, not a curated record
AUGCCAUCAAAGGCUCGCAAGGCAGCUCCAUCCAAGCCUGCUUUCUUUCGCGACCAAGAAGAGACCUAUUCUGUUCACUUCUCUGUCUUUCACCCCGACCCUGCGCUCGGCCCAGCGCCAUUUCAGAGCGACAACCGGAUCCCGCUCGAUCACAUCUUUGGCUCUCUCCCGGAUACUGCGCUGCAAGGCGGACACGGAUUGUCUAGUCGCGCUCAACGCAGCUUCCUUUCAAAGGACAGAUCCUCCAAGUCAUUUGGCUCGCCCAUCGAUAUUCGCUUUGGACCUAUUCGCAUCGACUGGGCUGAGCGCUCGCACAGCUCGGCAAUGUCAGGAGAGAAUCACCUGCAGCAUGCCAGCUCAAGCUCUGCAGCUGUGGCCUCCGCUUCAGCUUCGGCGGUCCGGCCAGACAAGACGCAGAGAAGGAAGCACGUCUUUCACGCGAAACAGCCGCAGGUAGCGCUACCGGUGGCGAGAUUCGACAAGACCGACUCGUUCGAGGGCGAUGCCUCUAAAACUAACGACACGGAUAAGAACCUGGCAUCAUGUACGGAACAGUUCCACGGCAUGACCAUCGGCGCCACCGAGGUCGCUUUCGGUAUCGUGCAUCUUUUUCGAGACAAGCAAGAGGCCACAUCAACGCCAAUACCCAAAGCUCGCAAUGCGCAGACUUCGAGUCGGUCAGAGCUCGAGAAUCAGAUUCCGGAUGAGGACGUUGGGGCGAUCGUAGCCGUUCUUGCCGUGCCUUCGCAUCUCACAGCGUCCCACUUCUUGUCAUACAUCGAGCCAGCUGUCGAGGCCAUCACACAUCUUCGAAUGGUUCGAGAUAUGCAUCCCAAUCGAUGCAUGGUCCUCAUCCGCUUCCGCGACGCAAAGGAUGCCGAAGACUUUCACAAGAUGUUCAACGGUCAGCCUUUCAACGCUAUGGAUCCACAAGAAAUCUGUCAGGUCGUGUACAUCACCUCGCUCACCGUAUCGAGACACACCUCGCUGCCCUUCAGCUAUCCGACACUGACCAAUUCGGACCCAUGGCCGCUUCGACCUCCAACAAACACGGCAAACCAGCCAGCACACGAACUACCGACCUGCCCAGUGUGUCUCGAACGCAUGGAUAGCUCAGUGACUGGUCUCAUGACCAUCUCGUGUCAGCACACGUUUCACUGCUCGUGCCUGUCGAAGUGGGGAGAGUCUCGUUGUCCCGUCUGUCGAUACUCCCAGACUGGUCAACCUUCAGCACAGCAUCGACGCAGAACACCUCGAUCAUCGAUGGACCCGUCGACUCCCUCGCGCAACGGCACCAUCGCUGACAGCGUAGACGCGGAUUCGGAUGCCGAAAGCGACGCUGACGAGCCCAGCUGCUGUGCGGUCUGCGAGACGCAGCAGGACCUUUGGGUUUGUCUUGUGUGUGCUUCGGUCGGCUGCGGGAGAUACAAGCAGGGCCACGCUCAUCGCCAUUUCAACGAGACGGGUCACUUAUACAGUCUCGAGCUGGAAACGCAACGCGUAUGGGAUUAUGCCGGCGACGGCUACGUACAUCGACUGAUCCAGAACAGGGAGGAUGGCAAGCUGGUUGAGCUGCCCUCUGCCUCCUCUGCCACAGCUACACCAGAGCGCUCCAGAAUGCUGCCUGCCUCGGCGAGCUAUGCAUCCGCCAUGUCUAUGAGCGGCACCAAGCAUUCCGGGCCACCAGCAAGCUUCAGCAGAGGCGACACUUCACACCACCACCCGCCCGAGGACGACCACGCCCAGUCCGACGAUGGCACCGCCCGAGGCGCCAGCUCCAGCCGCACAGACGAGAAACUUGAAGCGAUCGGCAUGGAGUACUCCUACCUGCUCACCUCGCAGCUCGAAUCGCAACGUCACUUUUACGAAGACAAGCUGGACCAGUUUCAAUCUUCGCUCGCCACUCUCACUGGCGAGCUGUCGGCGCUGACCCUCAAAUCGAAGCAGAUUGACGAGCUGUCGGCGCGCACCGCCCAGUUGGAGCGCAGCAACGAGCUGCUGGACAAGGAGAAGGAGCGGAGCGAUCGGAAGGCCGAAAAAGCCGUCGAACUGGCACGUACGCUGGAGCGCGAGCUGCACAGCGAGAGAGAAAUGAACAAGGGUCUCAUGGAAAGGUUGGAGAAGACAAAGGAGAGUGAGGAGGGCUUGAAGGCUCAGGUGACGGAUCUGCAGGAACAAGUGGGCGAUCUGAUGUUCUUCGUCCAGGCCAGGGAUAAACUGGAUCAGGAGGGUGGAGAGGCACAGGGCGGGGAUGUUGAGAUGCGGCCCAAGCCGGGUGCCUCGAGGAAGGGAAAGGGGCGGAAGAAGUGA